Stylonychia lemnae is the source of this 1827-nucleotide messenger RNA. Lineage: Eukaryota; Ciliophora; Spirotrichea; Sporadotrichida; Oxytrichidae. The record is from the annotation of a GenBank genome assembly.
AUGCAAACUUUGAUAGAAAUACCCAUAGCUACUGAUGGCAAGUCAUUGCAAAUUCUAUUCAAGCCUAUCAACUUAAGAGCAUAAAACAACCUUUAGCCCCUCUACGAUUAAUCAACUGGAAAAUAGAUUAGCUAAAUCACGUCUCAAGAAAAUCAAAGUAGAGGUGACUCCAUUAACAGUAAAAAGUUGAAUAGAAAUAAAAGAUUCAAACUCCAUUCAGUUUAAUAUUCCCCUAGAUAGCUUCCAUCCAUAGAAGAUUCUAAAAUUUUUGGGCCAGUUGAUUUUGAUAGGUUAAUUGAGAGUUCAGGGGCAAGUGUUUUAACUAGUCCCAAGGAAGGUUAAGGCUUUAAUACUUUGAAGUCUCUUAUUAAAACAUAAUAAGGAUUUCUUCCUGUUAAUGAAAGGCGAUUUGCAACAUUCAUUAAUCGAAGAAACUCAAUGAGCAAUGCUACAAAAAUGGGGCAAUCAACCAAAGUCUCCUCCAAUUUGAAAGCAAGUAUAUAAAUGAAUGAUAGUUUUAUGAGCACCAACCCUAAUCUACUGAGUGGAUCAAACAUGAACUCCAAUUAUCACUCACAUGUUCGAUAGCAAGAAGUAAUCAACAUUCCAAUGGUUCAUCUUUCAACUGCUCAAUCUAAUUAUCAAUCGCUCAAUGAUGAUUAAGCAAUGAACUUUUCAAAAAGACAUGGAAAUGAAGUUAUGAAUGUUAGAGGAUAAGAAUCAAGGCUACAAUAAAGAUAAAUAAUAAAUCGAACUUAGAAUUCCUCAUCUAGAAGAUGUAGAUAUUAAAGAAAUAAAAAUUUGGCUGGACCAUUAAGUCCUCCACCAGAAUCGAUCAACAAUAGGUUCGAAUCAUUUACAUAGACAGAAGAGGACCCUCAUUAAACUGUGAUAUCACCAGAUAUAUAUCUUGCUAAGGAGAAUGUAAAGAUAGAGGACGAUCCAUUUCUAAUGAGUCAUUAGUAUGACGCCACUGAAUUAAAGCGCCUCAAAGAUGUAAGAUUUCAAGAGUAUGAGGAUGCUUAAAGUAUUAGACGAAGUAUCUAUACUCGUCGAUUAACAGUUGAUUCUUAGAUGGACAAGUAUAGUGCUUUUGAUGAGAAUGGCCAGAUGGUCAGAGAUGUCAAUGCAACAAAAGAGAAACGAUUGCUCUUGAAAAAAUCUAUUUUACUUCCAAGAGGUGAAUUCGACAAAGAUUGCAGAAGAAAUCAGUUUAUUCAGCAUAUGCCUGUUUUAGAAAGAGAGGGUCUAAUAGAUAACCCUGAUUAGAUUGUUUAAAUAAUGAGGAUGACAGCGAAACGUUCUAAGGAGUAGGAUGAGAAUGAACAUCAUCUAAAAGCCAAGAAAAAGACCAUAGUGUCAGAUAUGAACGAGGAGGAAAUUAUCUAGAAGCGGAUUGAAUAGCGCCAAAAGUUCUAGAAUGCUAACAGUUUGACUAGUAAAGCAAACAAGGAAUGCUGCUAGAUACCGAUUAUAGAUAACUCAUUUUAGAUCACUACUUAAUUGUCCCCUAAAUAUCUACAAACCACAUUAAUAGAUAAGAUUAAACAGAGGUAAGGAACUCAGAGAAUCUCUUCAUCUUGGAAUCGAAGAAAUUAGAUCCAAAGACCAGAGAGUGUAGAUUCUGAAAAGAUCAAAAGCCUUAUGAACAAUGAUAAAGAAGUAAACAAGGAACACAUAAUGAAGCUAUGUCGUUAAGAAGUAAGUUAGCUUUUGAAGACAAAGCUAAAGUACAGAGACUUGGAUGUUCGAAAGAGAGUUCAGGAGCAGUACUUCGAUAAGCUUAGAAUGAUUAUGACUAUUUUCCCCUAAAACUAGAAGAAGUGA